This is a messenger RNA of Cercospora beticola, 597 nucleotides long. RefSeq names its product NADAR family protein. NCBI's taxonomy places the organism in Eukaryota, Fungi, Ascomycota, Dothideomycetes, Mycosphaerellales, Mycosphaerellaceae. The record is from RefSeq and is a predicted model, not a curated record.
AUGUCCUGGGCUCAAGCCGAUGGCAAAGGACCUCGUUGGAUCGGCGACAAUCUCCCAGACCUUCCCAAGGAGCUUCAAUAUGCUCAAGACUUACCACCUAAAGUCACAGACACAUGUGUCUACUUCUUCGGCUCCGAUCGUCCGGAGCCUGAGUGUGCAUUACAGCAAUGGUAUCCUAGUCCUUUCAAGUCCGACGGAAAAGAAUUCCAUACUGCCGAGCAGUAUAUGAUGUAUCAUAAAGCUUUGCUCAUGGGCGAUGAGGAGGUCGCGGAGAAGAUUGCAAAGGCAGACACACCCGCCAAAGCCAAACAGCUUGGACGCGAAGUCAAGAAUUUCCAACAGGAUCUUUGGGACAAAAAUUGUGAUCGGGUUGUAGAGGAGGGAAGUUACUUGAAAUUUAAGCAGAAUGAGAAGUUAGGUAAGAUAUUGCUGGGGACUGGGGAUAGGCAGUUGGUUGAGACGAGUCCGAACGAUCGGAUCUGGGGGAUUGGGUUCAAUAGUGAUGAAGCGGAGGGUAAUGAGGAUAAGUGGGGAGAGAAUCGACUUGGAAAGGCUUUGGAGAGGGCGAGGGAAAGAUUGAAAAGGGAAAAGGCUUGA